Molecule: messenger RNA, 3968 nt
Organism: Paramuricea clavata
Lineage: Eukaryota; Metazoa; Cnidaria; Anthozoa; Malacalcyonacea; Plexauridae
Source: the annotation of a GenBank genome assembly
AUGUCAGAUACGGAGCCCACCGAUAUUGAACAACCAACGCCUGUUGCUAGUGGACAACUCAACCUCACCGAACAAGUUUUCGAACAAUUCAAAUCAUAUCUUGAUCAAAAGGUUUCCAAUUUAACCACCAAUCUUACUGCCAAGGCCGACAGCAGAUCUAAGCGUGUUGAGCGCCAAACUACUGGUCAACAACUCAAGCUUGCCGGCAACAAGGAUCAGUUUCUUUUCAACGCCGAGUUACAAAACUCAAUCAAAGAAAGUACAGAGUUACUGCAACACCAAGACGUCGAAGGGGCUUUGGUAAAGCUCGAAACGGCUCAGCAAUCUUUACAUCUAAGACAGAAGAAAAUAAAACUUGCUGACAAAAGCGACGCUGGGUGGUUAGCGGUAAAAGAAUACAAAGCUGAAGAUCUCGCAAGCGAUUCAGACGAUGAGAAACGUAUUAAGAAAGCCCAAGCGUCGGCAGUACGGAAGAAAGCUAAAUCUAGACAGGCAAAGCCUAUCAACCAGGCAUCCAGGAACGAAUUUGUUAAUCGCUUUCCUGUUCAUAGCGACAAUCAGCUUUUUCGAGGUAACUCAUGCAUGGCCACAAUAGGUAUAAGUCUGUACGUAAGUAGCCCUUUCUUUGUAAUAUCAGCAUGGUAGGCAAGUGCUCACACGUCCGCCUACCAUCUAUACGUUGUGUGUGUAAUUGAUAUAGUGAAUGUAGUAGGAAAAUGUUUUUCCUUCGGGCGAACGCAGUGAGUAAAGAAGGAAAAUGAAUUUUCCUGUGGAAAUAGCGCAAUAAUGAUGCAAAUUAGUAUACAAAUUUGCAUAGCACUAUAAAUAUGAGUGAAAAUACUGUAGCGCCAUCACGUGUAGCACAGACAGCCUUCUUAGUUUUACAAAACUAAUUGCAAGUCUUUAGUUAUGCAUCCUUGCAAGUGUUUUAUUUUAUUUCAGGCCGUCGCUUUCCUAAUGCAACCAACACCUGUUUCCGGUGUGGAAAACGAGGGCCUUGGGCCGAAACCUCUUACAAGUUCGACAGGCAAAGAUCGGGUGUGCAUACCUUCAUCCCCACCAAGGGUUCCAACUUUGGGGAGUCUUCUGGAUACGGAUUUAAAGCCGGAAAUAGUGGUAAAUGAUUACUUUGGCGAGGAACUUGAACGCGUCGAACAGGUAGACCAUUUGGAUUAUGAAUAUAUUUUUGAAUUUUUGGACAGGCAUGAACCUGUCAAUGCUGUUGGUCUGCCAAAUGUCAAAGGCAGGCUAAAAUCUCAUUUAGCGUUUUGGACAGAUAUUAAGGCGCCUGAUUUUAUCAUUGAGUGCAUAAGAGAAGGUUACAAGAUCCCGUUUUAUUCUACCCCGGAGCCAGCGACUUUUCCUAAUAAUCGCUCCGCUCACGUUCACACAGAUUUUGUUUCAGAAGCGUUGUCAGAAUUGUUAUCCACGUGUAGAGUAGUGGAAACACGUAAGGAGGACUUGGUCGUUAUAAAUCCACUUUCCGUAGCAACGAACAAAAGUGACAAAAAGCGUUUAAUAUUGGAUUUGAGAUAUGUAAACAAACAUAUUUACAAGCAAAAGAUCAAAUUCGAGGAAUGGCGUACCGCCAUUAAUUAUUUCGGCCCAGGCACGUAUUUCACAAAAUUUGAUUUAAAGAGCGGCUACCAUCACUUAGACAUUUUCUGAACAUUUUACCCAAUCCAGAUGGGAGUACACGAUACUAUAGAUUUACUGUCUUGCCUUUUGGCCUUUCUUCAGCUCCCUAUAUUUUUACCAAACUGCUUCGUCCCAUAAUUCGUCACUGGCGUGGUUUGGGUAUUAGCACUACAAUAUUCCUAGACGAUAACAUCGAUAUGGAAAAUUCACCUGAAAUCUCUCGCGAAUAUCCACAAUUAUCAAAUCAGAUCUUUGCAUGUCAGGCCUAGUUGCCAAUGAUGAGAAAUCAAUAUGGGUACCAACUCAGAAUAUAACUUGGCUAGGUUUGGAUUGGAAUGGCGUAAAUGGCACGAUCGCCAUUGCAUCCCAUCGCCUAGAGAAAUUAAAUUCUGCAAUAACUACUAUUCUCAAUCAGCAUCGAAUCACAGCCAGGCAAUUAGCGAGAGUAGUGGGACAGAUUAUUUCCACUGGCCCCGUUACAGGGAAUUUGGCCCGUAUCUUGUCCAGACAUUGCCAAAUGUCUGUUGCAUGUGCAGUGAAUUGGGACACAACAUUUCUAAUUGACGACUACGGUCUCCAAGAACUACAGUUUUGGAUAACAAACUUAAAAUUAGUUAAUGCUCGAUCUUUUAAAGAAUCAUCUUCCAGUAACCAAAUGAUUUGUUCAGACGCCAAGUGCCACAGCGUGCGGGGCCAUCAUUUUCGGGACAAAUCAUGUGGCACACAGAAUGUUCACCCAAUCUGAACAAGAGACAAGUUCAACAUAUAGGGAAUUACUUGCAAUUCAAUUGGCUAUACAGGCCUUUGAACCACUGUUAACAGGUUGUAAAGCAAAAUUAUUCACUGACAGUCAAGUAGCAAUGAAAAUUGCUCAGAUCGGGAGUAUGAAAUUAGCAUAUCACGAAUUAGCAAUUAGUAUCAUUUCUACGUGUUUUUGAGCAAAUAUUCAGUUAGAUUUGCAGUGGAUACCCCGAACAUUAAACGAACAAGCCGAUUAUGUUAGCAAGUUAAACGAUUUUGAUGACUGGGAAGUCGUACCCGGCGUAUUUGAGCAAAUUGACGCUCAGCUUCGUCCUCACACUUUGGAUUGCUUUGCAAAUUCCAAAAAUGCAAAAGUUUCCAGAUAUUUUUCAAGGUUUUGGAAUCCGGGCACGACCGGAGUGGACACGUUUUAUCAGGAUUGGUCCCAUGAGAUUGCGUGGGUUGUACCACCCAUAUCGAUAUUGUCUCGAGGGUUCUUUGGUUCAUGUUUGAGAAUAAAUGUAAGGGAACGUUAGUAACUCCCUACUGGCCAUCAGCGGCUUACUGGCCUUUACUAGUCAAGCAAUUUGUAGCUUUUGUCAGAACAACAAUCAUAAUUAAAGGCAACGUAGCGUUAUGCCAAGGGAGUAAUUCGAAAUCGUUGUUAGGUUCGCCAGAUUGGCAGGAAAUGUUUUCGUGUGUUCUCUCGAUUUUUCAGACUAAUAUUGUUAGCUCAUACAGUAUACAAGUGUAAGAGUGUAUAAUUAAAUAGAUCAAAAUGCAUGUAUUUGUUCAGUUUUUGUUUUCAUGUUUUCUGGGUCUGAGAACGCCGGAUGGCGUAGGAGUAUUUAAUUUACUUACAUCUUAAUUUACUUACGUGACAUUGCCGGAUGACGUUGAAAGUGUUCAGAGUGUCCAAAAAAUUGGCCGGAUGGCAAAUGACCUUGACACUAUUCGGAAGACGGCCGGAUAUGGCAUUUGAAGGGGAAACUGUUAUUAUGAUAGCCGGAUGGCAAAUGUAACAGGAAUGCCUUUGGGAUUAUUUUCCAAUGGCUAGUUUAUACGCUUUUGCGGCCCUAUUACUUGUGCAUCUAUGGUUACAUUAAGUGACUUUGUUAACUCUUAUUUUCUUUUGUCAGGAGUUAGCUAAUGCAACCACAUGGGGAGAUUUCCCCGUCGAGGAUAGAAAAGUUUUGAUACGUCAGGUUUUGCGAUCGAGAGCCUCGAGUACUGUCAAAAAGUACGUUCGUGAACAUCGCAAAUACAUCAGUUUUCUGGUACAUACCAGGCGGCCCACCACAAUACCUUCGGACAAGUUACACAUCGCUUCUUAUUUGGCUUCUGUAUCACAGAUCAAAAAUAGUUAUAAUGCAGUCUUGCAAGCAUUUUGUGGAAUCAAAUGGGUUCAUUCGUUACUCCCUACCGACGUGAAAGGCAAUCCAGCCGACACUACUCAGUCGGCCAACAUAGUGGAAGCUAGUAGAAGGGCUUUCACAAAACCAAGCACAAAAAAGGAACCAAUUUCUACAUUGACCAUAAUCACAGUUUGUCAACAAUUCGCUGGACCGUCCUGUACUCUGAAGGGUUAA